Messenger RNA from Chelonoidis abingdonii (Abingdon island giant tortoise), 2148 nucleotides. Lineage: Eukaryota; Metazoa; Chordata; Testudines; Testudinidae. The record is from RefSeq and is a predicted model, not a curated record.
AUGGAUGGGAAUGACAAAUGCCAGCUGUUCAGUAAACUUCCCCUCAAAUAUGUCAGUUCAGCGAAUGUCUGCAUGACCGGUAUCGCUUUAUGGAACACCGAUACCCUUAACAAAGAAGUGAGGACAACGAUGCAGCACAAGGCUGAAUUUCAAAUCAUUGCAUCUGACACCAUGGAAAAUAAGGCCUCUGCUCUCAGUCUCUCAGGAUCCCUGAAGGCAAGUUUCCUGGGGGGCCUGGUAGAAGUGAGUGGAUCAGCAGCAUUUUUAAAUGAUACCAAGAAAUCCAAAAAUCAAGCCCGAGUUACUUUGAAAUAUUCAGCAACAACCAGGUUUGAGCAGCUGGCUAUAAGCCAUUCAGAGUGCCAGAAUAUCUCUUAUACUGCUGUAUUCGACCAAGGCAAAGCAACCCAUGUGGUCACGGCUGUGCUGUACGGGGCUCAGGCUUUCUUUGUGUUUGAUCGGGAAGUUUCUUCAUCUGAGUGUGUAGAAGAGAUACAGGGAAACAUGGAACUUAUGGUAGAAAAAUUGCCAAAAAUUUCAGGAGGAGCAAAGGGGCCUGUGAAAAUGGAGUACAAGAAAGCAUCAAAUGCUGAAAACUUCAGUUGCACGUUUUAUGGUGAUUUUGCUCUUGAGAACAAUCCAGUUACUUACCAAGAUGCCAUGGAAAUUUAUUCAACCCUCCCGAAGCUGCUGGGUGACCAUGGGGAGAAGGCCAUACCAGUGAAAGUCUGGCUGUACCCAUUGCAGCUGCUAGAUUACAAAGCUGCUAAGUUGGUGCGUGAGAUCAGCAUAACACUGAUUUUUGAUGCUCAAAUAGCAUUGGAGCAACUGACAGAAUUGGACAUGCGAUGCAAUGACAUGAUGAAAAAUCCAAUUGUCAUAACCUUCCCUGAAAUCAAAAAGAAAAUUCAGCAAUUCAAAGAUCUGUGUCAGCAACAUAGACAGACUUUCCAGAAACAACUAGCAGGAGUCUUACCCGCUAUCCGUGGAGGUGGAGUAGAGGAAGGGGCCCUGGUGGACAUUUUAAUAAGCAAAAAUCAAUCACUAUUUAAUACACAGAGACUCAAUGAAUUUCUGGAUACAAAGGAGCGAGAGAUAAAUUUAGUGGAUUCCUACCUUACUAGGCUACAGAAUGUGGCAGUCAUAUCCUCCGAGAGUGAACUAGAAAAAAUAGUACUCAGCCCUAAGCAUGAUUCUGUUGUGUCUUUCACACUUACUUCUUUACACAAGAAAGAACCAUAUUUAUCAGAUUUGAACUUUUGGCUUCGAAGAGAGUUUCUGGAGAAAAUUCAUGAUUCAGCCUCAGCCAGUUCUCCCUCUGAGAAAUCAAACUGCAAACAGUGGUUUGAGGAUGAAAAGAUAAGAAGAAAAGCACAAAAAUUGACAAAGUCCUUCUUAGACUUUACCAAUGUCAAUAAAUCUCAUGGAAACACCCAGUUCAUUGUGGCCUCUGUUCCAGAUGAGGAUAAUCCAGGAGCUUCAAUUUACCUGUAUGCUGAUGGAGAACUGGUCAGCACCAACUUUGAGCUCCCAUCAAAACCUCUCCCUCCUCUGAUUGUGUCUAAUUCCAUCAAUUGUGUGCAGCUCACAUUUAACCCAGCAGCCUAUGGCAGGGCUGCGAUAUCCGGCUAUCGGGCAGAGUACAGAAUUGUAGGGCAGGAGAAUUGGAUGGCUGUGACUGUAAAUAACACACAAGACACAUUCCCAGUAACAGGGCUAUGUCCAAACACCGAGUACCAGUUCCGAUAUGCUGCAGUGAGCAGACCAGGGCUCAGCGAGAGCAGCGACAUGAGUGAUCCUGUGAAGACUCUUCCCCCUAUCUGCUCACCUGGGAAGCCUGUAACAACUAUUGUAGAAUCAUCUUCCAUCGCCCUCACCUGGGAGAGUCCAAGCAUCACUGAAGAUGGAGUCAGUAUAAGGGAGUAUAAGGUAGAAUAUAAAGAGGAGGCUGGAGGUGAAAGAUAUGAACAGAAAGACAAAUGGCUGGAACGAAGGACAGGAAACAGAACUGGAUCUUGUAACAUUGAUGAACUGAGGCCUGAGACGCCCUACAGAUUCCGGGUAUCUGCUGUGUAUGCGGAUGGGACCUUGAGUGACCCAAGUGAGGAGAGUUGUAUCUCAACCCUAAAGAAAGGUAAACAUAAAUAA